Molecule: messenger RNA, 2722 nt
Organism: Cloeon dipterum
Lineage: Eukaryota; Metazoa; Arthropoda; Insecta; Ephemeroptera; Baetidae
Gene: Stt3A
Product: catalytic subunit 3A of the oligosaccharyltransferase complex
Exons: 12
Coding region: 151-2379 (742 amino acids)
Biological process (GO): post-translational protein modification
Cellular component (GO): membrane
Molecular function (GO): dolichyl-diphosphooligosaccharide-protein glycotransferase activity
Source: RefSeq, a predicted model, not a curated record
GGCGUAACUCUCAUACUCCUCUCCCAUUAUUCCUCGUUCCCGUCUUGACUGUCAGCCGGUGCCGGUGCCACGACGCCUCCUUGUUUCAUCAACUCUUCCAACGUUUUGAAUUAUUUUUCCGCAUGAAGAUAAAUAAUUAAUCAAUAAAAAAUGACAACGAAAGCAGCACCGCAGACCAAAACCGGAGGCUUUCGGAUGUCUACGGAUAAACAAGAGACUCUGCUCAAGCUCUCCAUCCUUUCUCUUGCCGCUAUCCUAUCCUUCGCCACCAGACUCUUUUCAGUCCUUCGAUUUGAAAGCGUCAUUCACGAGUUUGAUCCUUACUUCAACUUUCGCACUACCAAGUUUCUGGCCGAAGAAGGAUUUUACAAGUUCCAUAACUGGUUCGACGAUCGAGCAUGGUAUCCACUUGGCCGUAUCAUUGGAGGCACCAUCUACCCUGGGCUGAUGGUAACGUCUGCUGCCCUGUAUCACUUGAUGUGGAUGAUCAACAUCACCAUUGACAUCAGAAACGUGUGCGUCUUUCUGGCACCUUUCUUUUCGUCACUCACCACAAUUGUCACUUACCUGCUGACAAAAGAGCUCAAAGAUUCAGCGGCUGGAUUGGUGGCUGCUGCUAUGAUUGCCAUUGUGCCUGGCUACAUCUCGCGUUCUGUUGCUGGAUCCUAUGACAAUGAAGGCAUUGCCAUCUUCUGCAUGCUACUCACCUACUACAUGUGGAUCAAAGCUGUCAAGACUGGCAAGAUUUUCUGGUCUGCCUUGGCCGCGCUCGCCUACUUCUACAUGGUUUCAUCAUGGGGUGGUUAUGUGUUCCUCAUCAACCUGAUUCCUAUGCACGUGUUCACCCUGAUGGUGACUGGCCGGUUUGGCGCUCGAGUCUACGUCGCAUACUGCACCCUCUACUGUCUGGGCACGAUUUUGGCCAUGCAGAUUUCAUUUGUCGGAUUUCAGCCAGUGCAGAGCUCAGAACACAUGCUGGCUCUGGGAGUGUUUGGUUUGUGUCAGCUGCACUGCUUUGUUGACUACCUCAGGGGCCACUUGUCCGCCUCCGACUUCCAGGUGCUCUUCAAGGCCACCAUUGUUGCCACUGGCACCAUCCUUGCCGUUGUGACUGGAAUUUUGACUAUCACAGGAAAAGUGUCUCCAUGGACCGGUCGUUUCUACUCUCUCCUUGACCCUUCCUAUGCCAAGAAUCACAUUCCAAUCAUUGCUUCUGUAUCUGAACAUCAACCUACCUCAUGGAGCUCCUUUUACUUUGAUCUGCAGUUGCUUGUAUUCCUAUUCCCCGCAGGACUCUACUUCUGCUUCCGCCAGCUCACCGAUGCCAACAUUUUUCUUAUCCUCUAUGGCGUGACCUCCAUCUACUUUGCGGGAGUUAUGGUUCGUCUGAUGCUUGUUCUGGCGCCGGUUAUGUGCAUUCUGGGAGGAAUCGCGAUGUCUGGCAUGCUGAAUAGGUACAUGAAGGACGUGGACGCAAGCCCAGUCAUCCUGGGCAUGCCCGCAGGCAACCUGGCCCAAGGCAAGCAGGGCGACAAGCGCUCCAAGCACAAGCAGGAGUCUAAUUUUGUCAUGAAGAGCGAGGUUUGUGUUUAUAGUCAUCAAGUUGCCAUCAGAGAUAUCAUAUUUCAAUUCCAGAUCGCUACCCUGUUUGUGGCCAUCAUGUGUUUCUUCUUGAUUUCCUACACAAUGCACUGCACCUGGGUUACAUCAGAAGCUUACAGUUCCCCUUCUAUUGUGCUGUCUGCUCGCUCUCACGACAACUCACGGAUUAUCUUUGACGACUUCAGGGAGGCUUAUUACUGGCUGAGGAUGAACACCCCAGAGGAUGCCCGCGUGAUGUCUUGGUGGGAUUAUGGUUACCAAAUCACAGCAAUGGCAAAUCGAACGAUUUUGGUAGACAACAACACUUGGAACAACACGCACAUUUCGCGAGUGGGCCAAGCAAUGGCGUCAUCAGAGGACAAGGCCUACACCAUCAUGAGGGAACUGGACGUCAACUAUGUCCUCGUCAUCUUCGGUGGACUCACUGGUUAUUCUUCUGAUGACAUCAACAAAUUCCUCUGGAUGGUGCGAAUCGGAGGCAGCACAGACCGAGGCGCGCACAUCAAGGAAUGGGACUACUACACGCCUCAAGGAGAGUUCCGUGUUGACAAGGAGGGCUCACCAACCCUACUCAACUGCCUCAUGUACAAGAUGUGCUAUUACAGAUUUGGCCAGGUCUACACUGAAGGAGGUCGGCCCCCUGGUUAUGAUCGAGUGCGUGGUGCUGAAAUUGGAAACAAGGACUUCGAGUUGGACGUUCUUGAGGAGGCGUACACUUCUGAGCAUUGGCUGGUUAGGAUCUACAAAGUGAAGGAUUUACCAAACCGUGGUCUCUAAAUGAAUCUUCAACAAAAACAUUUUUACUGUAGAGAUCUGGAUUUGCAGUAUCUCAAAGUGUCUAUGAAUUUUUUCAGUGGGCGAAAAUGUUGUGGUUUUGCGUGUAUUUUUUACAAUUUCUACUUGAUUACAUAAGAUCUGUUGUUAAGUUUCUAAAAUCUGGAAACUAUUAUCUUUUUAGUGGGAUAAAAAUUCAAGCAACAAUAUUCUUCUGCCACCCGGGAAUCAAUCUCUAUGCAUGAAUGGUCAAUGUUGUAAAUUUUUAUAUAUUUUGUGCGCCAAGUUGUUUUGUGAGCACAAUUAACGAUUGCUGAGAAAUUGAAUAAUAAAGAUCAAUUAUAAA